Molecule: messenger RNA, 3156 nt
Organism: Anisakis simplex (herring worm)
Lineage: Eukaryota; Metazoa; Nematoda; Chromadorea; Rhabditida; Anisakidae
Source: the annotation of a GenBank genome assembly
AUGAUGGCGGGGGUUCCGCCAUUCGUUGGCUAUGCAUCGAGUCCGGCAACAGCGUCAACGGCUGAAUACCAGGCCGGCGCUCAACAAGUUUAUGCGCAGAAGAUGAAUGCACCGAUACCUUCCAGUAACAACCAACCUUGUAAUCAAUAUCCUGUAAGUGGUGUGCCGCCCGUCCCACAGAUCAGCCUAGCAUCAUUUCCUCGCCCUCCACAGCCAGGAACGAUGAACAACUCUAGUCCUUCAAAUACUUUUUAUUCCCCUUCCGCUCCUGUAACUGCUCCGUUCCCACCAACCGCUUCAACUCAGCAAAUUUCACGUAUGCCAACAUUUCCAUGCGCAACCCAAACCGCCACAAGCACAAUGCUGAAUCAGCAGCCGAUGCGUACCCUAACGCCAUCAGUAUCGGCUGCUAGUGGUGAUGGUUCAUUACCUCGUUCUUCAUUGCAAGGUGGUGGUGGUGGUUCAGUUCCGUUUAUGGCUCAUACAUCAAACAUACAACAAACAACAUUACCAAAUAUUUCUACUGCUGCCGCUGCUUCUCAUCAUCGAUCAUCAAUCAGUUACAAUAAUAACACUCCAAAUCAUCCUCCUCAAAUGCCCCCAGCAAUGCAUAUGUCCACUAAUAGAAGGCCUUCAACUGGAGCUGCUGCGGCUGCUUUUAACGUUGCUCAGCCAUCUUUCAUGCCUCCAACGCAGUACCCAUCGUUACAAAAUCAAAACACUCCCCCAGCCUCUUCCUUUCCCCCCACUGUACCAUCAUCGGAUCUAUCGAAGAUGAAUGGUCAACUGAGUAGAGCCACUGCCCCAAUCAGUCAACAUCAUUCUCAAACAUUUUCUAAUCAGCAACAUAUCAAUGGUGUUUCUUGUCCAAGCGCAACUACUCCUGCUUUCAAUGAUAUGUCUCAUCAAUUAGGUAUGUUGGGUAGUCAUCAACAGCAGAGUUCACGAUAUGUUGAUUUAUUGCAAGAACGAAAUGUGCUCAAAUUAGAUGACGAAGAUAUCGCUAUCGACUUGCCGCCUUCUGUUUGCAAUCCGGAGGCGCGUUGUAGUCCGAACGUUUUUCGUUGUACAUUCCGGUCAAUUCCCCAAAGCCAAGAAUUGCUGAAGAAAUCACGUUUGCCAUUUGGACUGACUCUGCAACCAUUUCGAAACAUGAAGAGCCUAAACGUGAUCAGCGCAUCAAUUGUACGAUGUCGCUAUUGCCGUACAUAUAUUAAUCCGUAUAUUUAUUUGCCAGAUUCUCGUCAUUGGAAGUGCAAUCUGUGUUAUGGGAAUAAUGAUUUACCAGAUGACUUUCGUUGGGAUCCGUCAUCGCGAACAUUCGCAGAACCUACACGGCGACCCGAAAUCAGAAACGCUACCGUCGAAUUCAUUGCUCCCUCUGAAUACAUGUUACGACCACCUCAGCCUGCAGUCUACGUGUUCAUCAUGGAUGUAAGUCAAGCGGCAAUUGAGUCAGGAUAUUUGUAUACGUUUUCGGAGCAGUUGCUUAUCACACUUGAGCAUCUACCUGGUGACGAUCGCACUCUAAUCGCAUUUCUGGCAGUGGAUUCAUCGAUUCAUUUCUUCCAGUUCAAUGCAAAGUCACCUCCAAAGCAGCUGAUCGUCGAUGACCACGAAGAUCCAUUCAUACCGGUCAAUAGUGGACUGUUGAUCGAAUUUCGUAAAAAUAUUGACGUGGUACGAACAUUUGUACAAAGUUUACCGUCACUUUACGAAUCGAACUCGUCACCGUCGAACUGUCUUGGUGCAGCGUUAAACAUCGCUCGUGAUCUUAUUAAGGACAUCGGUGGACGUAUUACAGUCUUGCAAACGAUUCUACCAAAUCUCGGACCUGGAGCUUUAACGAGUCGUGAAGAUCCAAAUCAAAGGGCAUCAUCUGAUGUGCAAAAUCUCGGUCCAGCUACCGAUUUCUACAAAAGUUUGGCCUUGGAAUGUACGGGAUAUCAAAUUGCAAUCGAUUUAUUUCUGCUUAAUACACAGUAUGCAGACCUUGCCACAUUGUCGGAAAUGGCGAAGUUUAGCAGUGGAUGUGUACAUCACUACCCUGGUUAUCGUAUGAACCGAAAUGAAAUACAAGUGAAACGAUUUCAAAAACAGAUCAACAGAUAUCUGACACGUAAAAUUGGUUUUGAGGCUGUGCUCAGGAUACGAUGUACUCGAGGACUGACACUGCACACGUUCUAUGGCAACUUCUUUGUGCGAUCCACUGACCUUUUGGCAAUGGCGAACGUCAAUCCAGAUUCAGCGUUUGGUGUACAAGUACAGAUGGAGGAAAAUCUUAUCGGUCUGAGUCAUGUAUGCUUCCAAGCUGCACUUCUCUACACCUCUAGUAAAGGUGAUCGACGUAUUCGUGUCCAUACGCUUUGUCUACCCGUAACGAAAGAUUUACCAACCGUCUUCAGUCAUUUUGACGUCAAAUGCGCCGUAUCGAUGAUCUCGAAAAUGGCCGUGGAACGUUCGAUGGCUGGUGGCAAUUUGUCGGAUUCACGAGAAGCGAUGGUGAAUGCAGUAGUUGAUGCGUUGGGUGCGUUCAAUACAACGCUAGGACAAGGUCGAUUGCAGUCGUUGCUUUCACCGAAAACAUCCAUACGCCUUCUGCCAUUGUAUGUGCUUGGAAUGCUGAAAAAUUGCGCUUUCACUGCUGGUCGUUCUGUGAAAUUAGACGAUCGAGUUGCGGCUUUGCUAUUAUUCAAGACGGCACCUUUGGAAGUAAUCGAACUGGAAUUAUAUCCAGCACUCUAUAAGCUCAACAGUCUUCUUGAAAGUGAAGAAGACCCGCCAAGACUACAUCUCAGCUAUGAGUUUAUCGAUCGAGAUGGGAUUUACCUUAUGGACGCCGGUUCUUAUUCAUAUGUUUACGUCUCGUCGGGCGCUCAUCCGGCUCUGCUGAAUGGCAUCUUUGGAGUGGAGCAGUUCACCCAAAUUGAUGAAGAAGCUGGCUUGGAACUACUCGAAAAUUCACUGUCUGAGAGGGUGCAUGGCUUUUUACGGAAAUUGUUCGUUGAACGAACUCUUUUCGCGCCCAUCGUUGUUAUAAGAGAGGACGGAAUAAUGCGCGAACUGUUCACAAGGCGUCUUGUCGAAGAUCGAACCGAAUCGUCGCAUAGUUAUAUUGAAUUUUUGCAACAUUUGCGCCAAGAAAUACAACGCUAA